Messenger RNA from Notolabrus celidotus (New Zealand spotty), 2194 nucleotides. RefSeq names its product regulator of G-protein signaling 6. The transcript has 16 exons. The coding region runs from base 1 to 1482 and encodes 493 amino acids. Gene Ontology annotation, biological process: intracellular signal transduction; regulation of G protein-coupled receptor signaling pathway; G protein-coupled receptor signaling pathway. NCBI's taxonomy places the organism in Eukaryota, Metazoa, Chordata, Actinopteri, Labriformes, Labridae. The record is from RefSeq and is a predicted model, not a curated record.
AUGGCAGAGGGGGUUAAAGAACCAGUGGGCGUGGGCACCACUGAUCCAGAAGAGGACUCUCCGAAUAUGAUCGUAUAUAGAAAGAUUGAAGACAUUGUGACACGAAUACAAGAUGAGAAUGCAGGAGGUGUAUCCAUCCGGACUGUCAAAAGCUUCCUCUCCAAGAUCCCCAGUGUGGUUUCAGGUGCAGACAUUGUUCAGUGGCUGAUGAAAAACCUGACUGUUGAGGAUCCAGCUGAAGCUAUUCACCUUGGGAGUCUGGUCGCUGCACACGGCUACAUCUUCCCCAUCUCCGAUCACGUCCUGACACUAAAAGAUGAUGGAACUCUUUAUCGUUUUCAGUCUCCUUACUUCUGGCCUUCAAACUGUUGGGAGCCGGAGAACACAGACUACGCCAUUUACCUUUGCAAGCGCACCAUGCAGAACAAGGCCAGGCUUGAGCUCGCUGACUAUGAAGCUGAGAACCUCGCCAGGCUGCAGAGGGCCUUCGCCAGGAAGUGGGAAUUUAUCUUCAUGCAAGCUGAAGCUCAAGUCAAGAUUGAUAGGAAGAAGGACAAGGCAGAGAGGAAGAUCCUGGACAGCCAAGAGAGGGCUUUCUGGGACGUCCAUAGACCAGUGCCAGGCUGUGUCAACACCACGGAGAUGGACAUCCGCAAGUGCCGAAGAGAGAGGAACCCACACAGGGUGAAAAAGUCGGUUUAUGGGGUACCAGACGACGGACAGAGCCAGCCGAGCCCUGUUCACAUCAGCUCCCAGCCCACCAGGAAGACCACCAAAGAGGACGUUCAGAAGGAGAUUACCUUCCUGAACAGCCAGCUGGACAGACACUGUAUGAAGGUUUCCAAAGUGGCAGACAGUCUGAUGAGUUACACUGAGCAGUUCAUGGAGUAUGACCCCUUUGUGUCAGCCACAGAGCCUUCAAACCCCUGGAUCAGUGAUGACACGUCCUUCUGGGACCUGGAGGCAAGUCGUGACCCAAGCCAACAGCGUGUGAAGAAAUGGGGCUUCUCUCUGGAGGAGGCGCUAAAAGAUCCAGCAGGACGAGACCAGUUCCUGAAGUUCCUGGAGUCAGAGUUCAGCUCAGAGAAUCUGCGGUUCUGGUUAGCGGUGCAGGAUCUGAAGCGGCGGCCGCUCCAGGAAGUGUCUACCCGGGCUGAGGAGAUCUGGCAGGAGUUCCUGGCCGAGGGAGCACCGAGCUCCAUCAACCUGGACUCUCACAGCUACGAGCGGACCAGCCAGAACAUCAAAGACCCCGGACGCUACAGCUACGAGGACGCUCAGGAGCACAUAUUCAAGCUAAUGAAAAGUGACAGCUAUGCACGCUUUUUGCGAUCCAACAUCUACCAAGACCUCCUGUUAGCCAGAAAGAAGCAGCCAGCAGACACUGAGCAGGGCCGCCGCACCUCCUUGGAGAAGUUCACCCGCAGUGUGGGCAAGUCACUGACGGGGAAGCGCCUGACAGGCCUGAUGCAGUCAUCCUGACACCUCCUGUGCUGCAGGGCCACAGACGGACCCUGUAGGGGGGUCGACAGCCGCACAGGGGCCCAGACAGCGACGCUGGGCUGGAUGGGGCUGCUGUGGAGGCUAACAGACUCUGCUUAGAGGACUGCUGUCUGGAUGGAAGUAUCGGUAAAGCACUGGGCUUGAUGGGGACUAAAACAGAACCACAAAGGAAAAAAGACAAUGAUGACAAAGGGAAGCCUCAGACAUCACACCACAUGGCAUGCAGCAUACAGUAUAAGCACAUUCAGACCAUGUCUGCCCUCUUUCUGUCACUUAGUCUGCAAAGUGUCGACUAAGCUGAUCUGUUUGUGUUGUUUUUAUUUUGUUUUCUGUCCAUGUGUUUUAAAAAUUAAAAGCACAUAUCUGGUAUUAUAACAAUAUUCUUUGAUACAUUUGUCGCAACAUUUGUAAUGAAUUCACUAUUAGUGAAGUAGUCGUAAAAUAGCUGGGGCCGAUCCUGACUGAAGUAUACUCUGACAAAAGGUCAUAGACGCACAUCAUUACUGAUACAAAGAUACAAAACUCUGCAUACGACUGUGUAACCACAAGGCAGCCAGCAAUAAGUGAAACGUCUGUUGAUUUUUUUUCUGUUUUUAGAAAUUAUCCAAACUCUUUUAUAUCUUUGAAAUUUCUCGUAUCUGUUCCUUAUAAAGCACAUGCCAUCUGAAAAUAAAGUUUUGGCAGAAAUCAA